This is a messenger RNA of Marasmius oreades (fairy-ring Marasmius), 1856 nucleotides long. RefSeq lists its product as uncharacterized. Bases 153 to 1856 code for a protein of 567 amino acids. The record is from RefSeq and is a predicted model, not a curated record. NCBI's taxonomy places the organism in Eukaryota, Fungi, Basidiomycota, Agaricomycetes, Agaricales, Marasmiaceae. The transcript is spliced from 10 exons.
UCCUUGUCUUCAGUCAUCUGGGACUGCGGCCAUAGGUCCUCUGACUUGCUUUCCUCAAGGACGCGAUGUUCACAUGUCCUGACGAAGCAAGGGGUACCUUCCAAGGGGCAAGGUAAUAUAAACUGGAUGUUCGUCCAUUUGCCUCUUCACCCAUGAAGCCGUACCUUUUCGUCUUUCUCGGAGCCCUCGUCGUAGCUGGCGUACGAGGAGCCCUUAACAAUGGUGUGCUGAAGUUGGAAGGUCCACCCUCACUACCUAUCAACGUAUCUCACCCUCUUCAUCCUGCUCUGGCGAGCUUCAGUAUCGAAACAGCCUUCUUCAUCACGUACACUGGCAACCUCACCCAUCCGAACACACUAACAAGGAAUUUACUGGAAAAUCUGAAGAACCGUACCGGACAUCCUGCCGAAAUACGAAUAGGAGGAAUCACAGCCGAUUCGACAUACUGGGAUGGGUCUCAACAGACAGCUUUGUUCAACUUCAUUGACGACCAAGGUGUUCUUCAUAACACUACUAUUGGACCUGGAUUUUGGGAUGCAGUUCAAGAGCUUCUUCCAGAUGGUACUGAAGUGAUCAUGAAUUUGGAUCUCGAAGAUCUGGACUUUCAAGGUGCCUUAUCCAUGGCCCAAUCUGGUGCUCGUGCUUUGGGACAGCAGCAGUUAGUUGGCCUCGAAAUCGGCAACGAACCUGAUCAUUACUUGAAAUUCACACCCGAGAACUAUACUGCAAUAUGGAGGCCAUGGUCAAAAAAUAUCUCUCUUGCCUUGAACUAUACGACCCCCAAAUUCCAGAUCGCCGCAACUGCUGAGGAUCCCUUGUGGCCUUUCGAUGCACCUGGGGCCGACAGGCAACUGGAUUGCGUGAGCGCUCUGAAAGCUGGGGCCAACAACGACAAGACCGUCAGAUCGUGCAGUGAACACACCUACCAAUACAGCGUUUGUGAUCCACCUAGGAUAGCGGUGGCGACUCUUCCUAAUCUGGUCAAUCAUACGCGCCUCGGAAUGUAUCUCGACCUAUGGCAGCCUCGGAUCCACUUCGUUCGUGACACGCUUGGUUCAGAUGCCUUUGUCAUUGGCGAAUAUAAUUCUGUUUCGUGUUCAGGGAAAGAUGGUGUCAGCAAUACCUUUGGGCAAGCACUAUGGUUGCUCGACACGACGUUUUACGCUGCCUCGCUCAAUGUUUCCAGAAUGUUCAUUCAUCAAGGAGGGCCUCUAGCGUUGCAAAGUUCAACACAGCUCAACCACGGUGGAUUGAGUCGUUAUAACCUAUGGUAUCCCGUCGACAACUUGAACGGCCCCAUCCAGGUUUUCCCAUCAUACUCCACCUACCUAUUUAUUACAGAAACACUUGGUCACUCCAAAACCCUACGCAUCGCAAAUAUCUACCCAGGCCGUCAAUCAAAUGGUUCUACGAUAACCACAGCAGGAGGUGACACCUCUGCAGGCCAACUCGUCGCUUACGGCUUCUGGGACACCGAAAGCUCAUUCGGUAGUCGUUUCCCAGCUAAACUGGUUCUCAUCAAUAUGCAGAUUUUCAACCAGACUCAAAGCCAAACACGACCUAGUGUGGUGUUUGACUUCUCGUCUUACUUGCCAGCUUCCAAUACACCGGUGAUGGUUAGACGUUUACAAGCGCCUGGGGCUGAUGUGAAGGCGGGUAAUCAAACUCUGUGGGCUGGACAGACGUUUGCAACAAGUGGUUUGGCUGAAGGAAAGCUUCAGGAAGAGAAGAUAACGAAUGGGAAGAUCACGCUCGAGGCAUCUGAAGCUGCUUUACUGGUGCUCGGGAACCAGCUUACAGGCGCGUCGAGCAACAAAGGCAAUGGCGCUGCGGCUCUAUUGCCUUUCGCGCUUUAG